Molecule: messenger RNA, 799 nt
Organism: Erinaceus europaeus (western European hedgehog)
Lineage: Eukaryota; Metazoa; Chordata; Mammalia; Eulipotyphla; Erinaceidae
Gene: CISD3
Product: CDGSH iron sulfur domain 3
Exons: 4
Coding region: 12-581 (189 amino acids)
Cellular component (GO): intracellular membrane-bounded organelle
Molecular function (GO): 2 iron, 2 sulfur cluster binding
Source: RefSeq, a predicted model, not a curated record
CUCCCCAGGUGAUGAAAUGCACCGGAACCAAGCACAGGCUUAGAUUGCGGGAGACGUCGCUGUCCUGUGCGGCCCAUUGCGCAGACAGCCCGGCACCAAAGGUGGCGCGGCAAGAGCCCCCUCCACCCCACCCCCGCCCGGGAAGUCGCUGGGCGGGCACUUCGCGUGACUUCCGGCGGCUGAGGUUGCACGGGACAGCCCAGCCCCCAGCCCCACCCGCUGGCACCUCGCCGGGAGCCUUCCGGAAUCUGAACCAUAGGCGGGACAUCACCUCCUGGCUGGCCCGAUGGUUCCCCAAGACCCCUGCCAAGCCUGUGGUGGCCCUGAAAACACCCAUCAAGGUGGAGCUUGUGGCUGGGAAAACAUACAGGUGGUGUGUCUGUGGCCACAGCAAGAAGCAGCCUUUCUGUGACGGCUCCCACUUCUUUCAACGAACGGGUCUAUCUCCACUCAAGUUCAAGGCCCAGGAGACCCGCUUAGUGUCUCUCUGUACCUGCAAGGCCACCCAGAAGCCCCCAUACUGUGAUGGCACCCACAGGAGCGAGCAGGUCCAGAAAGCACAAGUGGGCACCCCGCCUUGAGGAGGUGACUGCUGCCCAACUCCAGAGGCCUUAGCACCCCUGUUGUGGGGAAAGAACUGAGUGCUGAGCCCCACAAGGGGCUAGGACCCCCAGUACCCACAGCUGGUUUGUGAAGAUCUUAUUCCCUGUAAGUGGAGGUCUCCGAUCUAGGGUGGCUGGGACCAGCCCCAGCUCCAGCCCCGCACUUGCUGCAUUAAACCUAUAUGACCACCUUGGAA